AUGUCAAUACAUUCUUUACCAACGGAGUGUCUAAAGUAUAUACUUGAAAAUCUUAAAAAUCAUACAAAAACUUUACAUUGUUGCCUUUUGGUAAAUCGUUUUUGGUGUAAAAAUGUAAUUAAAUUGUUAUGGAGUCAUCCUUUUAGUCUUAUAGAAGCUGGUAAACCAAAUGUAGGGAAUUCUCUUAUCUCGACAUAUGUUUUGUUUCUUAAAGAUGAAGAAAUUGCCUUACUUUUAAAUAGGUCAAUCGACAUAUUUAAUAAUAAUCCUCCAUUAUUUAAUUAUCCUUCUUUUUUGAAUGAACUUAAUUGUUCCACUUUAACAUCUGCAAUAUUAAACUGGUUGUUUGCAAAGAAACUUCCUAUGGAUUGGAAUGAAGUUUCAUUAUUAGUUAAAUCCCUUUGUGAAUUAUUUAUGCGAAGUUGCACAAAUUUUUAUUCUUUAAAAAUUUCAUUACCAUCCUUUGAUUUUGUGUGGGAUUAUUUAGAUUUCUUUAAUAUUUUUAAUGUUCAACCUGGCCUAUCAAAUCUCACCAAAUUCCAAUUAGUCAUUGUAGGAGAAUGCAAUAUUAGAGAGAUUUCAAAUUUAACAAAGUUUCUCACUAGCCUUCCUAAAAUAUGUACAGGUGUAAAAGAACUUUAUAUAGAAUGUAUGGGCGAACAAGAGUGUUUUAUAGAAUUAAUUGCCAACAUUAUUAGAUCCCAACACAAUCUUUUGAAAAUUCGUAUCAAAUGUACACGAGAGGAUAGUGUUAAUUAUAUAAUGCCAGCUUUACAGCAUCAACAAAAUUCAUUGAAUUCAGUCCAAUUACAUCUCAUGAAUCUUGAUAGAAUUUCCUUAGAUCAUUUGGCUGCAUGUCAUAAUUUAACAUCUCUUGAGUUGAAUGGUUGUUAUGGACUUACUUUAAACAACAUAAUUCCUUUGAUGAAUGCAAAUUUUGCUAUCAAAAAUUUAUAUCUUUGGAAUCCACUAAGAUUGACAAAUGUUCAUUCUGCAAUAAUUCAAAAAGCAGGUCAGAAAUUAAGAAAACUUGUUCUUAGCCAGUUGACCAGGGAAAUCACACAAACUAUUUUAACAUUUUGUCCUAAUAUCACACAUUUAGAAAUAGGAUAUUCAGAUAAAAUAUCUACAUUUUUUAUUUCUUUAUUAAAUAAUCUUCAAAUUACACAUCUCACUAUUCAAGAAUUAAAUUCAUUUAGUUCAAAUUUAGAUCUCAUUAAGAUGUUACCUUCGUUAGGGGAAAAUUUACCUUAUUCAUUAAAUUAUUUAAAAUUGGAUGGAAAUUUUGAUCCAAAUCAGGUUGAUAAUUUAGUAAUUAAUUGCAAAUCACCUAUAAAAACAUUAAUUUGCAAAAAUAUCCGUAAUAUUCCAAAUAAGAGUAUAAUUCAUUUUAUAAAAUCAAAUGAAGGAAGUUUGAAAAGAAUUGGUGUGAUGAUUAAACAAAUAUAUUUAUUUAAUUUUAAAUGGAAUUGUUUUGAGAAAAGAAUUGAAAAUGAUGAAUAUAAAACUUAUAUGUAUUCUUCACUGCAAUUGGAUGAUUCAUGGAUAUUUUAG
This is a messenger RNA of Diversispora eburnea, 1554 nucleotides long. The record is from the annotation of a GenBank genome assembly. Lineage: Eukaryota; Fungi; Glomeromycota; Glomeromycetes; Diversisporales; Diversisporaceae.